Molecule: messenger RNA, 6058 nt
Organism: Danio rerio (zebrafish)
Lineage: Eukaryota; Metazoa; Chordata; Actinopteri; Cypriniformes; Danionidae
Source: RefSeq, a predicted model, not a curated record
AGCUCCCGGAGAAGCCGAAAAGGAGCGGGUGAGCCCCUGACAGAGGAGUAAAUCUGCAGAUCAACACAAAUCCUCCUGUUUCUGUUUCCUCCAGCGGCGGCGGUCAGCCUUUCUCCAGCCGCCCCGGCGCGUCCGAAUAGCGGAUACUAUAAUCAUAAUCAUCCGUGCGCUUGAAGAAAAAAACCCAGAUCGUGUUUACGGCGACUUUACGGUAUAUCAGGGAUGCUGCUUUGAGCUCCUGGAUUCCUGAUGCAUCUGUUCUUUCUGCGGAUCUGUGGAAUUGGUAGAUAGACAGACACACACAAAUAGAGAGAACAAGGAGUGUGAGACAGUUCUCAGACUGAAGAAGAGAUGUGACGGUUGGAUUCCUCCUACUCUCCGGCAACAAUGGGCCUCCAAAUCAUACACUGAAACAUCAGCGCUCACGACACAAUGGUCCUUGUUUUGUUCCUAUCAGUAACAACUCCACAGGUCACAACCAACGCAACAGAGAACAAUCAUGGGGACCCGGGGCCGUUCAACACACACAUCCUGUCCAUAUUGCUGGGGCUCUCCGUUUUGCUGCUUUUUCUAGGGUUGCUGACCUGGUAUUGCCUCAGGUUGAAAAACCAGAGGAAAGCUGUCAUCACAGCCGUGGAUAAGAAAGUGCCUAAUGGCAUCCUGGAAGAGCAAGAGGAAUAUAUAGAUGUGGAUGUGGAUGUGGAUAUGGAUAUGGAUAUGGAUGAGGAUGAGGAUGAGGAUGAUCUUGGCUGGCCAUCAGAAGAGCAACAGACGGUGGUCUUACUGCCCAGAUCCCCUUCAACAUCCAAAACAUAUCUCCCCAUCCCGGUAGACAACUUGGAGGAAGAGUAUCGGAUACGCUCAGCCGAUGAUGGGAAACUCUUUCGGGAAGAGUACAGUUCUUUACCUGGCGGUUCGAUACAAGGAACAUGUGAAGAGGCCAAUAAAGAAGAGAACAAGGAGAAAAACAGAUAUCCUAACAUACUACCAUAUGACCAGUCCAGAGUGAUUUUAACGCCGAUGGAUGGGGUCACUUGUUCAGAUUAUAUCAAUGCAUCAUAUAUUGACGGUUAUAAAGAUAAAAAUAAGUUCAUCGCAGCACAAGGGCCCAAACAGGACACGACGGCCGACUUCUGGAGGAUGAUAUGGGAGCAGAAAUCAUCCACCAUUGUAAUGCUAACCAAUCUAAAAGAGAGAAAAGAGGAUAAGUGUUAUCAGUAUUGGCCGGAUCAGGGCUGCUGGACGUACGGUAAUGUGCGCGUCGCUGUGGAAGACUUUACAGUACUGGUGGAUUAUACCAUACGCAAAUUCUGUGUGCAAUAUCAGGCCAGUGACGGCAGUAAAAGCCCUCGCCUGGUCACUCAGCUCCACUUCACCAGCUGGCCAGAUUUCGGCGUGCCAUUUUCCCCCAUCGGGAUGCUAAAGUUCCUGAAGAAGGUGAAGCAGGUGAACCCGUCGUACGCCGGACCCAUCGUCGUGCACUGCAGUGCUGGCGUGGGCCGGACAGGAACCUUCAUCGUCAUUGAUGCCAUGAUUGAUAUGAUGCACACGGAGCAGAAGGUGGACGUGUUCGGGUUUGUGUCCCGCAUCCGUGAACAGAGAUCUCAGCUCAUCCAGACAGACUUGCAGUACUCGUUCGUCUAUCAGGCUCUGCUGGAGUAUUUUCUGUAUGGAGACACAGAGCUGGACGUCUCUUCUCUUGAAGGACACCUGCAGAAACUGCACAACACCAAUGCUCCGCUGGACCGCGUCGGCCUCGAGGAGGAGUUUAAGAAACUGACAAACAUGCGUAUUAUGAAGGAAAACAUGAGGACAGGGAACCUGCCUGCCAACAUGAAGAAAAACAGAGUCCUUCAGAUUAUUCCAUAUGAUUUCAAUCGAGUGAUCCUGUCCAUGAAAAGAGGCCAGGAGUUCACAGAUUAUGUCAACGCGUCUUUCAUUGAUGGCUAUCGGCAGAAGGACUACUACAUUGCCACGCAGGGUCCUCUGGUGCACACCGUGGAUGAUUUCUGGAGGAUGGCGUGGGAAUGGAAGUGUCACUCGAUCGUGAUGCUGACAGAACUGCAGGAGAGAGAUCAGGACAAGUGUUUUCAGUACUGGCCUUCUGAGGACUCUGUGACUUACGGCGAGUUCAGUGUGGAGAUUAAAGGAGACACGCUGUGUGAAACCUUCAGCCUCAGAGAUCUGGUGCUCACGCACACCCCUGAGAAGCAGACGCGUUUGGUUCGACACUUUCAUUUCCACGGUUGGCCAGAGAUCGGGAUCCCAGCCGAAGGUAAAGGGAUGAUCGACAUCAUCGCAGCGGUUCAGAAACAGCAGCAGCAGUCGGGAAACCACCCCAUCAUUGUGCACUGCAGUGCGGGUGCGGGUCGGACCGGUACGUUUAUUGCUCUCAGUAAUAUCCUGGAGCGAGUGAAAGCCGAGGGUUUGCUGGAUGUGUUUCAGACUGUCAAGAGUUUACGAAUGCAGCGGCCACACAUGGUGCAGACAGUGGAACAGUAUGACUUCUGCUACAGAGUGGUACAGGACUUUGUCGACAUUUUCUCAGACUAUGCCAAUUUCAAAUGAUCUUCUCUGCCUUAAAUGUUUGAGUUUGACGCUUUUUUUACCCGUCAGUCGAUCAGGAUUUUACACGGCGACUGCAAGAUAAUUGCGCUCUAUUUUGCUAUGCACUUCUCCUCGAUGUUACUAAAAAGACCAUAUCUAUCUGUAACAUUACUAAGGCUACUAAAGUUUUACAGACUGUACAUUGUCUCCUUUAUAACAUGUAUUUAAAUGGGCUGUUUUAUUUUUGCCUCGAAUCAUUCCAGAUUUGUUUUUGUUUUUUUGUAAAAUAGUGUUUCGUCUGUUUUGUUCGUUUGGCUAAUUAUUUUUAUUUUUUUUUAAUCAAGCGAAUUUGUAAAGCUGUGGGUGGUUUGUAUUUAUGGACAUCCUGCCAGAGAAAAGAUGUUUGUGAAUGUUCAUGCCGUUUAUUUAUUCAGAGUUAUUGUCUUACGUUUGAUGAAAGAGAACUUGUUUUAUUCCUGUCUUUAACAAUUGUGCUCAUCUGCCAUUGCAAAUGUGAACUUUUUCAAGCUUUAAGGUGAGACACUGCUGGAAAAUAGGGUCAAAAAAUAAUAAAUAUUUAUUGACAAAUACUUCACCAUGAUUGAUUACAUUAAGAAUUGCAAAAAAAUAAAUUAAUUAAAUACCAGUUUAAUAAAAUGUGUGCAUAUGCAAAUAGGGCUUAUUUUAUUAAAUAUAAGCUAAUCUGCAUAUAAUUCUCACACCAAAAUCUCAACAUUAGAUGAAUUUUGAUAAUAAUAGAAUUAUAAUAUUGUAUAAUAAUAUAAUAUAUAAUAUUAUAUAUAAUAUUGUUUUUUUUCACAUAUUAAUGUUUUACAAAUCAGGUUUCUUUUUAUCACUCCAUAAUUCAGAAAAAAAACAGCCAAAUAAAUACAUUUUCCAAACUUUUUUGUCAAAUAAAAUCAGUAUAAAAUUAGUCUGAAUUUAUUCCUCAGUAAAACAUUUUAGCAUAUCCAGUGGUUAUCAAUAAAACCAUUAAGUAUGGUCUGUAAGAACUACUAAACUAUUUUUUAUUUAUUUAAGUUAACUGAAAUUUUACGUUUGCACAUGCAAAUUAGGCAUAUUUCAUUAAAUACUAGCUAAUUUGCACACAAUUCUGGCAAAAUCUCAACAUUGGAAAAAUUCUAAUAAUAAUAAAAAAAUCACAUAUUAGGGUUAAAUGUUUUAUGCAAGGGGUCUUUUCUAUCAUUCCAGAAUUCAGAAAAAAAAACAGCCAAAUAUUGUACAUAAUCAAGCAAAAUAUGUCUGAAUUUAUUCCUGUGUAAAACUCUUCAGAUUAUACAGUAGUUAUGAAUAAAACUUUAAAGUUUGGUCGGUAAAAAUUACUUAAAAAAUGAUUUAUUUAAGUUUACUGAAAUGUUAUGUUUGAGUAUGCAAAUGAGGCUUAUUCAAUUAAACAUGAGCUCGUUUGCAUACAGUUCUCACACCAAAACCUCAACAUUGGUUGAAUUCUAAUAAUAAAAUUCUAAUAUAUAUUUUUUCUCAUAUUAAAUGUUUUGCGAAUGAGGUGUUUUUUAAUCUCUCCAUAAUUAAGUAAAAACAGCCAAAUAAAUACAUUUUCACAAAUUUUUUUGAAAUAAAAUAUUGUAUAUAAUCAGGCAAAUUAUGUGUAAAUUUAUUCCUCUAUAUAAAAAGUGAAUAUGCAGUAGUUUUCGAUAAAACUGUUAAGUUUGGUCUGUAAGAACUGCUAAAAAAUCUAUAAUUUUCACUAAAAUGUUAUGUUUGAAUAUGCAAAUAAGGCUUAUUUCAUUAAAGGUGAGCUCAUUUGCAUACAGUUCUCACACCAAAAUCUCAACAUUGGAUGAAUUUUAAUAAAAAUAAAAUGUGAAUAUAUUUUUUUUCUCAUAUUAAAUGUUUUACGAAUGAGUUUUCUUUUUAUUACUUCAUAAUUCCAUAAAAAAAAAGCUUUUUGUGGAAUAAAAUAAUGUGUAUAAUCACACAGAUUUAUUUGAAUUUGUUCUUUUGUUAAAAUCUUCAGAAUAUAGAGUAGUUAUUAAUAAAACUGUAAAGUUUGGUGUGUAAGAAUUGCUAAAAAUUUGUUGAUUUACGUUUAAUGAAACUGUAUGUUUGAAUAUGCAAAUUAUGUGUUUUCCAUUAAACAUGAACUCAUUUGCAUAUGAUUCUUGCACCAAAAUCUCAACAUUGGAUGAAUUCUAAUAAUAAUUAAAAAAAUAAAUAAAUAAAUUAUAUAUAUAUAUAUAUAUAUAUAUAUAUAUAUAUAUAUAUAUAUAUAUAUAUAUAUAUAUAUAUAUAUAAUUUGUUUUCACAUAUUAAAUGUUUUAUGAUUAAACUCCAUAAUUCAGAAUAAAAACAUGCCAAAUAAAUAUUUUGUACAACUUUUUGUGGAAUAAAAUAUUGUAUAUAAUCAGGCAAAUUAUAAAAACUCUUCAGAUUAUACAUUAGUUAUGAAUAAAACUGUAGUUUGGUCUAUAUAUAGUAUAAGACUUGCUAAAAAAUAGUUUAUUGUCAAGUUUACCAAAAUGUUAGGUUUGAAUAUGCAAAUUAGAGCUAUUGUUUUUUUUUUUUAAGAGUUCACACUUAGCUAUUGCUUGAUACUGAUUGCAGGUUUGGCAUGCUGUCCCGGGAGAGAACCCUGAGUUUGGAGAUACUUGAGCCCAGGGCUCCCGCCCGGUCGUAUAGCAUAGAAGGGGGUCAGAGAUCAGGAAGGUCUCGAGAGCUCCCCCUCGUAAAGGAGGAAACGGGGAGAUAGGGUGUAUGGGGAAUUCUUCAAAAACUAAGAUAAUAGAAGUAAAAUUAUAUUGUGUUAUGAUUGUGGUGCUGGACCAGAAAUUCUAGUAUCCAAAUUUCAACUUCAGAUGAAUUCAGGAUCAAUUAUUUAAAUUGAUUAUUAUUAUGGUUAUUUUUUGCAUACAUUUGAGUUAAAUGUUUUUUUUUUUUUUACAAAGGGGAUUUGGGGCAUUUCUUUUAUCACUUCAUAAUUCAGAAGAAUGCCAAUAAUAUUAGUUAAAUUCCACACUUCUUUGUAGAAUAAACUGAUAUAAUAACUAUGUGAUAUACAUAUAUUAAUAAAGAAUAAUAAGCAAGACAUGUCUGACUAAAUCUGUACUUUUCCCCAAUAUACUGUACAGUAGGUGCUGCUAAAGUAGAAAAUAAAUAAUUAAAAUUAAAUGAAAGUCAUAAAAUGUUUUUUAAAUGUCUUCUUUACAUCCGACUGAAACAGAAAUCUCCAAAUUAACUGUCAUACAAAGUUUUUUGACUGCUUUUGCCUGCCGUGUCUCACUUUAAAGCAGAUAAACGAUGAGAGAGUAUGAAGUAUUGUUAUAAAGAAAGGCACAAACACAUUCACACAGGCUGAAAGAUCAGCAAAUGCUCACAUAUGAUCAACGUGUGUGUGAGACUGUUUAUCACUGGGUCUGUUUCCCUGAGAAGUGAUGCUGACUGCACAGGUUCUGAAAGCACACGCAUCACUGAUUGUUGCCUUGCAGAAGGCCAAGGAUUUAACAAUAAAUCAACAAAUGCAUUAUGAAAAUCA